Messenger RNA from Culicoides brevitarsis, 3905 nucleotides. Its product is annotated as chaoptin-like. Gene Ontology annotation, cellular component: extracellular matrix. The transcript is spliced from 4 exons. Lineage: Eukaryota; Metazoa; Arthropoda; Insecta; Diptera; Ceratopogonidae. The coding region runs from base 783 to 3905 and encodes 1040 amino acids. The record is from RefSeq and is a predicted model, not a curated record. Gene Ontology annotation, molecular function: protein binding.
UCGAGACGGACACUUAUAAUUCUUGUUAAAGCUAGAUCGCGAUUUUUUUUUUCAAAUAAAGUCGGCAUAACGUGCCGUAUGAACAAUUUUUUGUAGAUAAAUUUGUUCUUAAUUAGCACUUUGAGAGACUGGCACCUGAUGGACAGUAAAAAAAUAAUUAAUUAAUUAAUUAAAUAAAAAAAAAUAAAUAAAUAAAAAUUAAUUAAAUAUUUUAUUAAAUAAAAAAAAAUAAAAAAAAAAUAAACCCAUGAAAAAUUUACGAAAAAAAUAAAUUUAAAAAAAUUAGCAGUGCCUUAUUUAUAAAAAAAAUCGUAAAAAAUUACGAAAAAGCAGCAGAUAAAAAGUGUAAAUACAUCAACGCAUAACAAAGUCCAGACAUCUCCAAGGCAGAUAGAUAUUGACAUUGAAAAAACAUUGAAUUCCUAUCGAACACGAUAUCUCGCACAUUUGUUCCUCAUAUUUUGCUUCGAAAUAAAACCAGAUCGAGAGAGUGAUGUGAAAAGUGCCAUAAAAAUAAUUUAUUAUUAUCAAAGAAACUGCAAAGGUCCAAUGUGAUGAUAAGAAAAAUAUCAGAACUGAUAGUGAAGUCACUCUGAGAGAGUGCGAUUACUGAAAACGUUGCCGGUUUUUUAAAUAGAAAAUGAUUCAUUUUUAUUGCCAGAAGCUAAUGAUAAGAAAACGAAAACAUUAUUGGCAACGACUUGAAUCGACGGAGAGUUGCGGAGAAUAAUUUUGUAUAGAAUUUAAACUGAGAUUUAAAUUAAAUAUUUAAUAAUUUUGCGAUGGAUGCUGGACAUUUUUUGAGGAUCUUCGUGAUCACUCUUGGAUUAUUCCAGAACGUAAUAACAAAUGUGGAUGAAGAUGGCGUCGUUAGUCAAGUUCUCAACUGCAGUUUUGUCUUUAACGACGUCUUCUAUAACACUCGAGCUUGUAUCUUUGAAGAUAUUUAUUUGCUCGAAAAUGAGCCCUUUAAGAUCGACACGACCUACGAAGGGAAGUUCAUCCAUCAAGGUCUCUUUAAGACCAUUAAGUUUGUGAAUUCUCACAUUGCUUACGUGCCAAAGCGAUUUUUCCAAGUUUUCUUUAACACGGAGCGUUUCAUCAUGAAUAGCUCCGAAGUGGCGAUCGUUCAUACAGAUGCCUUUGUGCAUGCGGCGAACGUUCGUGAGAUCUAUUUGGAUCACAAUAAAAUCGAGAUUCUCGAGGAUCAGUGUUUUACGCCUGCCCACCAAGCGAGCCUCGUUGACUUGUCGCACAACAAUCUAGUCAUAUUUAAUAAGAAAGCCUUCGAUAGUCAGCGACAACUGCGCCGUCUGUUUCUCUCGUAUAAUCGUAUUCAAAAGUUGGAUAAGGAUGCCUUCCACACGAUACCACAAUUGUCUGUGAUCAAACUAGAUAAUAAUUUAAUAACGAGCAUCGAGAAAGAUUUGUUCGAACGAAACUUGUUCAUCGAGGAAAUCGACUUGAGUCACAAUAAGCUCAUGACGCUCGAAUUGUACUUCAAAGGCGACAGGCUACGUCGCUUAAACGCUCACAACAACAACAUCCAAAAGUUCUUAAUAGCCAGCGAGAGACCCACAUUCGAUGUUAAUGUGAAUCUCUCGAGUAACAGAAUAGUUCAAUUCUGCCUUCCAGAACGCAUAGAAAUCGUUAAACUUUGCGUUGAAAAUAAUCGUUUAGGAAAGAGUUUGAUUGAAAUUUCAAACAUAACUGCAGUAACCAGUCUUCGUGAAUUAUACUUGGGACAUAAUAUGCUGCCUCCGCUAGAGCCCGAAACAUUCUCAUGGCUCAAAAAUUUGAAAUACUUGGGAUUGCCCAACACGGAUCUACACGAGUUACGAAAAGAGGUUAUGGCAUCCCUUGAGAACUUGACUGUCUUUGAUAUUAGUUACAAUCCACUUCGAACAAUUGAUUUGAAUGCCUUAACCCCGCUCCGAAACUUACGUUCCUUGUACAUCAAUGGCGACGAGCUAAAUGGCAUGGAUAUUCGCAAUGUCAAGGAUUACCUUCCGAACAUCUUCGAGAUUGAAGUUUCCGAUACGGAAUGGAGUUGCGCCUAUCUCGAAGAUACCAUUAACGAUAUGCGUAACAAGAGUAUCUUCUUGAAGGCGAAUCAAGACAGAUAUGUCUAUCGCAAACAGAACAUAAAUGGCAUCCCGUGUUAUGGCUUGCACAAUGGCACGUAUGGCAAUAAUUUCAUAGAAGAUGACAAUGUUGGUGUAGAUCGCGAUCCAAUUAGUAAUUUUGAAUGGAAUUGGUUCAUCAUAGGAGGUACAAUCCUAGCAAUUGUAUUGGCCAUUAUUUUAGUUGCGAAAACCGUGGGUUACUUCGUUAGUAAUCGACGCGAAAGGCAAAAUGGUUACCAUCAAAGACCAAAUGCCAGAGACAUUUUUACGGAGAUACAGUACAAUAGUGAUUAUUACGCAACGAUCGUCUUCCAAUGCGACGAGUCGCGGCAAAAUCACGCUUAUAAUGGCACGGAAUGUACUAUUCGCCGCUUUCGACCUCCGUUUAAGGAGAAGUACAACUUUGCUGGUGUCAAUACUUUUGAAAUAUUAGAACUAAGAUUCGUUGAGUCAAAGUUCUCGAAAUUACCGCAAAUGGUCUUCAAGAUGUACGAUCGAAUUGAAUGGUUGGAAGCUGAACGAGUUGAUUUGCGAAGUUUAGAAGCAGGUUGUUUGUAUCAUGCGAGGUAUUUAAAGACUUUUAUAGCGCCUUAUAACAAAAUUGGAUCAUUGGACAAGUUCACAUUUUAUGGCGCGGAACAACUUACCUGGAUUAACAUGUCGCAUAAUGUCAUCGAAAGGAUUCAUCCAGCUGCUUUUCGGAAUCUCACCAAACUAGAAGUUCUUGACUUCAGUAAAAACCGCAUUGGAGCGUUGGAUAAAAUGACUUUCAUUAAUCAGAAAAGACUCAAGUUUGUGUUUCUAGAUGGUAAUCGCCUCGUGACGAUUGACUCAUAUCUGUUUCACUCUUCCGAGACAUUGGAGUCGUUGUUGCUCAAUGACAAUUAUCUCGAUCAGCUGCACCUACACUUGCGAAAUAAUCACGUGACGCAUUUGUACGCGAUGAAUAAUCGCAUUAAAAAGUUUCACCUGGAUGCGGAUAACAAAGACUUUGAAGAUCACAAUUUCUACGUGGAGUUACGGGACAACAAAAUUCACCAAUUUUACGUUAGUCCAAGAUUAACGCCGACCUAUUUGUCACUUGCGAAUAACAACAUGAAAUACAUUGGAAAUGUCACGCAAUUGCGAUCUUUGACGUAUCUUGAUUUGUCGCAUAAUCAACUCGAGUAUUCCAUAACGAAUGUCUUUGAGAAUCUCACGGAACUUCAAGAGCUCUAUUUGAGUAACGUUGGCACAAAUAUCCUUGAGAACGUUCAAUUCAUCCAGCAAUCUCACAUGAAGCAUCUUGAUCUUUCUGGGAACGAUAUCAAUGACAUUGAUAUCGAAACCCUACCUCCAAGCAUCGAGGAACUCGAUUUGAGUCAAAAUAACUUGACCAUCAUUCAUUCCGUUCAUAACAUGACUCUUUCGGAAGCGAUGCCAAAUUUAACGCGACUCGAUUUGUCGGACAAUCCACAACUCGACAUCCAAAAAAUCAAUGAACUAGCAAGUGAUGGCGACGUUGUCGUCAUGAUGGAUGGUAAUGAGGCAAUAGUUGUGACAAGUGACAGAAAUCUCACGUAUUACGUGAACCGCAGACUCAGUGAUCUAUUAAUGGAAAUACACAAGUUGCAGUCGCACGCGAUGUCGGCCAACAUGAGUAAUUAUCGACGCAUCGAAAACAGUGAAAAUCAUCUGAAAGCCCUUAAUUUAUUUUUAAUGUUUUUGCUGAUCGGACUUGUGUGUCUUUUUGUGUUUACGAUCUAUUUAUAUGCGACGCUCAAGUCAAAAGCGCUCUAA